GGCUACUAGCAGUGCAGGGAUAGCUUUGUGCCCCCUCUUUCCCUACCCAGUUGAUGCCUAAAAAGUUUUAGGAAACUGUACGAAUUUCAGCGUACCUGAGGGAAUUAAACUAUCUAACACAAACUGGAAAGCUACCGAAUAAUUAAUGUAUGCAAGGACAGCUGCAAGUAACCAACCAACCGAAGCAUUUAAAUGGUCGCGAUUUCAGAAGUAGAAUAGUUUGCUUAGAGGGUAACUUUACGGUCAAACCUCGUCCACUCGUACUGUUCUACUCGGUGUGUAAAGUUCUGAGGGACCGAAGAAGGCUGGUGAAAUGGCGGAAACCAAAAUAAUCUACCACAUAGACGAGGAGGAGACGCCGUAUCUGGUGAAGAUCCCUAUUCCUUCUGAAGACAUAACACUUUUGGAUUUCAAACAAGUUUUGAACAAGCCGAAUUAUAAAUUUUUCUUCAAAUCUAUGGAUCAGGAUUUCGGUGUGGUGAAGGAAGAGAUUUCGGAUGAUGCUGCCAAGCUACCUUGUUUCAAUGGGAGAGUUGUGUCAUGGCUGGUAUCCUCAGACAGUCCCCUUGCGGAGCCCCCUCUUCCCCCGGUGGAGGUCUGUACGGAGUCCUCUCCCCCCCCUCCCCCCCUGCCUCCCCUACCGGUGGAGAGGACAGGGGGCAUCGGAGACUCCAGACCCCCGUCGUUCCAUCCCAAUGUGGCGGGUAGUGUUGAGAACCUGGAUGAGCGUACUGAGACMGAGUCAGUGGUGUCAUUCAGAAGGGAGAAGCCCAGACGGAGGGAAAGCAUGGAGCAGCAUGGGCCGCGGWUGAAUGGACAGAGCCGUCGGGAGCGCCACCUGGCAGGCUACGAGAGUGCCUCCACCAUCAUGAGCAGCGAGCUGGACACCACCAGCUUCUGUGACUCGGACGAUGACACCAUGAGCAGGUUCAGCAGCACCACAGAACAGAGCACAGCCUCUAGGCUACUGAAGCGCCACCGCAGACGCCGGAAGCAGCGUCCCACCAGGCUGGARAGGGCGUCUUCGUUCAGCAGUGUGACAGACUCCACCAUGUCCCUUAACAUCAUCACUGUUACUCUCAACAUGGAUAAAUACAACUUCUUGGGCAUCAGUAUCGUGGGUCAGAGCAACGAGAGGGGCGACGGGGGUAUCUACAUCGGCUCCAUUAUGAAGGGAGGUGCUGUGGCUGCUGAUGGGCGGAUCGAACCAGGAGACAUGCUGCUGCAGGUGAACGACAUCAACUUUGAGAACAUGAGUAAUGACGAUGCUGUCCGUGUGCUGAGAGAGAUUGUACAUAAACCUGGACCUAUUAUCCUGACAGUAGCUAAAUGCUGGGACCCUUCACCCCAGGGCUACUUUACCCUCCCACGCAUGUACACCCCCAUUGUUCUUCCAGAUGAGCCGAUCCGGCCCAUAGACCCGGCUGUGUGGGUGAGCCAUUCUGUGGCCAUGACAGGGGCCUACCCUCCCUACCCCGGCAGCUCCUCUCUCAGCACCAUCACCUCCAACUCCUCGGUGACCGAGACAGAGCGUGAGUCCCUCUGCCUGUCUCUGGCCCACAAAGGGUUUGAUGACUUCAACCUGUCCCUGCACUCUGACAUGGCGUCGGUGGCUAAGGCCAUGGCCUCCCCAGAGUCUGGUCUGGAGGUCCGGGACAGGAUGUGGCUCAAGAUCACCAUCCCCAACGCCUUCCUUGGUUCUGAUGUGGUGGAGUGGCUCUACCAACACAUUGAGGGCUUCCAGGACCGUCGUGAAGCCAGGAAGUAUGCCAGUAACCUGCUGAAAGCUGGCUUCAUCCGCCACACRGUCAACAAGAUCACCUUCUCAGAGCAAUGCUACUACAUCUUCGGUGACUUCAGCGACUGUGAGAACUACAUGGCAAACCUCUCCCUGAAUGACAACGACGGUUCUAGUGGGGCCUCAGACCAGGACACCCUGGCCCCCCUGCCCCUCCCGGGGGCCACACCCUGGCCCCUGAUGCACACGUUCCCUUCCUACCAGUACACAUCCAACCCCUACUCCAGCCAGCCGCCCCCCUACCACGAGCUUUCCAGCUACAGCUACGCGCCAGGCAGCACGGGGAGCCAACAUAGCGAGGGGAGCCGGAGCAGUGGCUCCACCCGGAGCGAGGGAGAGAGACGGAGGGGAGGGAAAGGCGGAGGAGGGGUGGGCAGUACUAGCGGCCGGGAUGAGAAGUCACCGGUAGGCGGAGACGGAGGCAGGGACUCUCGCUCAGGAAGCGGCAGCGAAUCAGAGUAUUCUGUACGGAGCAGCCUGAGGAGGGGGGAACACGGAGGCUCGGCCACCCCCAGUGAACACAGCCACUAUAGCCACGUCAGCCAGCGCUCACACCACCGCGCACCCCCUCCACACCUCCAAUUCCCACAGGGCAUCCCCCUUUCAUACAACCCCAUGAUGCUUAUGAUGGUCCCCCAGCACCCCCAUCACCCUCACGUGCACCCACACACCCUCCAGGGCCUGGGGCAGACAGGGCCCUCGAUGCCGGGCCUGCCCCCUGGCACCAUCCCCGGGGGACCUCCAGGGGCACCCCCAACCCGUGACCUGGGCUCUGUGCCCCCAGAGCUCACCGCCUCGCGCCAGUCCUUCCACCUUGCCAUGGGAAAUCCCAGUGAGUUCUUUGUGGACGUCAUGUAGGAGUGGAGACACUACAGAGGGUUGAGUCCCAAAUGGCACCUAAUUCCCUACAUAGUGCACUACUUUUGACCUGAGUCCAAUGAGCCCUGGUCAAAAGUAGUGCCCCUCUGGGACUGACUCAGAGGCUGUAUAUGGGGAAGUUGGUGUCCAGAAUCAGAAGGAUGCACGCUGCAGCAUAAAGAAACUUUAGAGCGGUACCAGCAACAUUCACGAGUUGCCUUGAUUCAUUUGAAYUCUUGGAAAGCUUUAUGAGCCUAAACCCAGCCCAGACCAUUGUCUCUCUUUGUGAUGUCAUUGGUUAACCAWGGUUUUAUUAGGUGUCUCCUCAUCUGACUGGAAUCAGUUACCUCUAGAUGUUUACCUAUCUCUGCCUUAUCUUACAAGCUGGCAAACAUCUAGAGUAAGCAAAGAUGAGUAAUUCCUGUCAGCUCAGGAUUCACCUAAUAAAAACCUUAAAUUGAGCUUCAUCAAGGGUAAUAGGAAUACCUAUAUUUCUCUGUUGUUCAGACAGGAACAUAGGUCAUUAUUAUGUCAAUAUUUACAAUGUGAAAACGGAAUACAUUUCACUUCAAGUAAUUGUACAUAAUUCAAUGUGCCACGCAAUUACGACCACUGUUACAUAGCUGUGAUCAUGUUUCUAAACAUGUUUUCACUCAUAGUGAUAUGGAGCAUAGUACUACUAUAGCCUACUUAGGAGGUUAAUUGCUGUGGUGUUCUUGGAAUAUGGUACUAAAACACUACCAGCUGGAGAAGRAAAGUGUUGUAUACAUCAUGUAUCUGUUAAUUGAAAUGGAUGAAUUCAUGCAUGCAUUCACAUUUGAUCUACUGAUAACCAGCAGUAGGAAUGUUUUUUUAAUGAGAAGCUCUGUUGUCGGGUUUGUGUUUGCAUGCACUCACGCUCAGGUCCUGUAUUCACAAAGCAAGUAGGUAGGCUGAUCUAGGAUCAGGUGCCCCCGUCCAUAUAACCAUAUUCAUUAUGAUUUGACAGGACUCUGAUAUGAUUGAUUGAAUAAGGGCCCAGGUAUUGUGGAGGCCUCCUGUCCUCUGCAGUAACUGGUGAGCCCCCUGAUUCUGUUGUGAUUUGCGCCUUACUGGUCAGUCGGCUUGAUGCAGUGUGUGAAUUGGGCCGGUACACACAGGUACUGAUUACUGUACUGCUUUAGUACUGGCCAGUGUUAUAUUGGCUUAAAUAUAUGAGUACUGGCACCCAAAAUGACUACCAUACCAGCACCUAUUUCAGUUCACUUCAAACACUGGGUGGAUGACUGGGAGAUGGAAGCUGGUACAAACCGACAGACUGAAGUAUUUGCGAUAGCAGUUGGUGAGGGUCAAAGGAUGUAGCCUGGUUAAACCAGACUGAAUGCUAUGCUCUCGCCAUUGUUUUGAGUGCUGCAUUCAGUCUGGUUUAACCAGGCUACAAAGAAUUGAAAAAGAAGCAAAUACAAAAUAGUUGAUAUAGCUCUGAUCUCACACUCCAACCCACAUUUAGUUUUUUAACUGAGUGACAUACACAUUUUUAUGUAUACAUUUCUAUAAUUGUAUUAAAAGGUGCUUGAUGAAGAGAAUA
Salvelinus sp. IW2-2015 is the source of this 4223-nucleotide messenger RNA. Its product is annotated as segment polarity protein dishevelled homolog DVL-2-like. The record is from RefSeq and is a predicted model, not a curated record. Gene Ontology annotation, biological process: canonical Wnt signaling pathway; intracellular signal transduction. Gene Ontology annotation, molecular function: frizzled binding. Gene Ontology annotation, cellular component: cytosol. NCBI's taxonomy places the organism in Eukaryota, Metazoa, Chordata, Actinopteri, Salmoniformes, Salmonidae.